Messenger RNA from Wallemia ichthyophaga EXF-994, 366 nucleotides. RefSeq lists its product as uncharacterized. Bases 1 to 366 code for a protein of 121 amino acids. The transcript has a single exon. The record is from RefSeq and is a predicted model, not a curated record. NCBI's taxonomy places the organism in Eukaryota, Fungi, Basidiomycota, Wallemiomycetes, Wallemiales, Wallemiaceae.
AUGGGUAGGAUGACUUCCACACAGGCGGCCAGGAUGCUCAACAAGCUUCCCCGUGGUACGCGAAGUGUGGCCACACAUAUCCGCUCAGGCCACUUCCCUACUGCCAAGUCUUACCGAUUCCGAUUCAAACUGUCCGACUCACCACUUUGCAGCAAGUGCAAUGAAGUAGACAGUAUCACAAACAGGAUUUUCAGAUGUAGGAAGUUCGAUCAAGCAGGAUUAUUUUUGAGGAGGAGGAUAUAUGGACUGGGGUUAAGGUUCGAGAUGAAAUAUAUGCUUUCAAAUGAAGAAGCUCUCAAAUCUCUCUACGAGUUCUUCAAAAACCAGCACAGCACCCACCCGCCCGCCUCCGGUAGCUCCACGUAG